UGGCAGUGCAGUCAGUGUGCUGUGUGCCGCAGGACUGUGUGGAUGUUCGUAAUAUACGUUAAGAAAAUGUGCCGUGGAGAAAACAGAAUAACAAGAGUUUAUUUACUUUUUGAACAAGUUAUUCUUUAAGAAAAUUACAAACGCGAUAUAUUUAACUGUCUUACGCAAGUGUUUGUAAACCAGUCCAAGAAUAAGAAACAAUCUUCAAGAAUGAGGACGCAUUACCGAUAUAUAUAUUUUUUUUCUUUACAAUAUUCGUAUAAAUCUAUAACUUGAAUCAUUUGAAUUCCGAAAGUCUCUUUGUGCUAGCCCUUGUCUCGUAGGCUACCUACGAAAGCGGCUUGAUCAGGUUACCGACUUACGUGCUUUGUCUAACAUCCGCGCAAUGUUGCUUCAUUUUUUACUGUGAUGUGCGUAAGCUGCAGAAGUCCUUAGAUUACACACAACAAGGGAAAAACACAUGGAAGAGUGUUCAGUCUUCCUUGGCAAUGAGGUGGAGAAAUUUUAUCCGUGUUAGAAGCAGCGCCGGUCAAAAUCACGACCUAGACGCAAUGGCAGCAAAGAGACUGGCGACACUGGUGGUGGUCGUGACAGUGGUGAGCGGCGUGGUUUACUUUCUUAUGGGCAUUAGUUACAACUACACCCAGCUGCCCCUGCCUCCUCCGCUUCCAAAAACUGCACUCCUACCCCUCGUGGCACAGAUAUCGGCCACGACCAGGCUGCCACCGUCACCAUCCACUGUACAGCAUCUCAAAGCCCCACCCAGUUCUCACGGACUUUCCCCCACCAAUUCCUCUCCACCCAUAACCCUAGCUCCUAAACUGUCCACGUUGUCACCCACUCCUUCCCCACUCGUCUUUCACAGCACCAGCACAACACUAUUGCCUGGUGACUCUAACUUGCCUUAUCCAAGCCUCACCCUAGAAAAUAUUACUGGUCCGCCCUCUAGUGUGUUCAAAGAGCCUAAACGUGAACGCAACGAUGAUGACUCCCACUUGAAGAAAAUACUGUUCUGGAAUGAUGAUUAUUACAACAAGCACUUUGGGUUUGGUUUCGGCCGCGAGCCCUUCCUGGCGGCCGGGUGCCGCGUCAACACGUGCACCACCACAGGGGACAGGACGCGCUACCCACUCGAGAAGAUUGAUGCGGUGAUUUGGCACUUCAGGUCCAGCGACAGAUCCUUGCCACCGUUCAGGUCCCCGCACACCCGCUACGUGAUGUGGCUGAUGGAGUCACCUGCGUACCUUUACGGAGACCUUCAUGAAUACAACAAGGUCUUCAACUGGACCUUCACCUAUAGGCUGGACUCAGAUUUCCUUUUACGAUACAACCAAGUGUUUCGUCGCCGUGAUCCGCUGCCUCCCACAGACCGCAAUUAUGCUGCUGGGAAAACUAAACUCGCAGCCUGGUUUGUCUCCCAUUGCACAACGGACUCGGGUAGGAUCACACUAACCAGGACGCUGCAGCAGUGGAUUCCAGUGGACGUGUUUGGAGCUUGUGGACCGUUUGAGUGCCCAAGAAAACACACAAAAGAAUGUUAUGAAAUGCUCAAUGUCUCCUAUAAAUUCUAUUUCUCUUUUGAGAACUCGCUGUGCCGCGACUACAUCACAGAGAAGUUUUUCAACAUUUUAAGGCUGGACGUGGUGCCCGUGGUGUUUGGUCUGGGGAACUACUCUGUUAUGGCGCCACCUCACUCCUACAUAGACGCACUCAGCUUCCCAUCAGUGAGUGCACUGGCCGCCUACCUCCUCUACCUCCACCACAAUGACACCGCUUACAAUGAGUAUUUCAGGUGGAAGAGGUUUCACAAGCAAUUCAGCAUGUGGGCGUUGAGUUCGCAGGAGUACUGUUCUCUGUGUGAGCGCCUGCACACCGACAACACCACCAACACCUACGAUAUCUACAAAUGGUAUGUUGAAGACGCACACUGCAAGAGCAAAAAUAGCCCAGACAUAUAUGACUUUAUUAAUGCUGCUCCACGAACCAGCACCACGAAUACUAGGAAGCUUCUUAUCUAUAUUAUGAUAAUGGUAAUCCUUGAGAGGUUGUCUUAAUGAGGCUGUUCAACUGUACCUUGGUAUGGUAUCCGUGUCACUCGUUUUGAUGUGGUCAGACCAAACGCUUAGGAUAUAUUCAAUUUGUAUUUUGCCCAUUUGUGUACUUUUUUUUUCUUCAUGGAUCAACACACACACACACACACACACACACACACACACACACACACACACACACACACACACACACACACACACACACACACACACACACACACACACACACACACACACACACAUGUUUGAUAUUAAUUGGGGAAAAAAAACAUAACAAAACAGGGAAUUACGAGCUUGACUCAAUUCUGUACAGUCACAAAUUGUACUAUAUUCAUGUACUUAAAAAAAAGAAA
This is a messenger RNA of Portunus trituberculatus (swimming crab), 2404 nucleotides long. Its product is annotated as alpha-(1,3)-fucosyltransferase C-like. Gene Ontology annotation, cellular component: membrane. The transcript has 10 exons. The coding region runs from base 489 to 2054 and encodes 521 amino acids. The record is from RefSeq and is a predicted model, not a curated record. NCBI's taxonomy places the organism in Eukaryota, Metazoa, Arthropoda, Malacostraca, Decapoda, Portunidae. Gene Ontology annotation, molecular function: alpha-(1->3)-fucosyltransferase activity.